Messenger RNA from Candidozyma duobushaemuli, 570 nucleotides. RefSeq names its product Met28p (gene MET28). The transcript has a single exon. Gene Ontology annotation, biological process: regulation of transcription by RNA polymerase II. Gene Ontology annotation, cellular component: nucleus; Cbf1-Met4-Met28 complex. Gene Ontology annotation, molecular function: DNA-binding transcription activator activity, RNA polymerase II-specific; RNA polymerase II transcription regulatory region sequence-specific DNA binding. The coding region runs from base 1 to 570 and encodes 189 amino acids. The record is from RefSeq and is a predicted model, not a curated record. Lineage: Eukaryota; Fungi; Ascomycota; Pichiomycetes; Serinales; Metschnikowiaceae.
AUGAACUUCCAACCUUCCGACUACCUUGCCGAUCUAAAUCUAGAGUGGGAACUGCCAGUCCUCGAGGAGCAGAGCCUGGGCCUGAUUCCCGACUUGGACGUUUUUUCCCACACUGACUUUUUCGACUUGGAUGUUUUCCUGGCCGACCACAUGGCGCCUUCUAAACAGCAACAGCAGCAGCUACAGCUCCAAGCUCCCAAGGUGGAGCUCCCCCUGCAGAGGGCGCCAUUGGCUCAGAUCAAGGAGGAGGAGACGGAAGGCGUUGAACCUGAUGCCGAGUCUCUUUCCUCUCAUGAGCCACUUUCCGUCGAAGAACUCAAGCGCAAGAAGAACACUGCUGCCUCCGCCCGUUUCAGGGUCAAGAAGAAGUUGAAGGAGAAGCAGAUGGAGGAGAAGGCCCGCCAACUUCAAGACAAGUUGGGCCUGCUUGAGAAGAAGGUGAAGACACUUGAGAUGGAAAACAAGUGCUUGAAACAAUUGAUUUUGGAAAAGAACGAGAGGCGCAACCUGGAGCUCUUGGACCUGAUCAAGAAGCGGUCGCUUGAGACGCCCACCUACUCGUUCACGUAG